Molecule: messenger RNA, 6543 nt
Organism: Zalophus californianus (California sea lion)
Lineage: Eukaryota; Metazoa; Chordata; Mammalia; Carnivora; Otariidae
Gene: MAPK1IP1L
Product: mitogen-activated protein kinase 1 interacting protein 1 like
Exons: 5
Coding region: 776-1507 (243 amino acids)
Source: RefSeq, a predicted model, not a curated record
GCGCUGGGGGAAUUUGUCCAUUAUCCUUCAGAACUGACCUAGAAUAGGUAAAGUUCUGAACAUGUGGAGGGAAGAGGCAUUGAUCAGGAAAAGCCUGCAUAGACAGCUUUUAGUAUCAAUUGCCAAGCUAUUUACAAACGUCUUCCCUUUCCUGUGUCGUUCCUUUAGCGCUCCUCCAUUUGGGCCCGAGGGCCAGUAUCCGCUGGUUGGCCGCAUCCACACCCAGCCAGCUUCGAGGCCCGGCUGUAAAAAUCCCUAAGCGUAGGAAAUCCAGAACCAGUCCUUACACCACUCCAGGAAACAAGUUAGCAACUUCCGCCGGGAUGCCCAGAACAUCACUGACUACAGACAUUUCCUCCGAGUGCUCAGAAUUUCGGAACACCGGGGAGCUUUCCUCCCGCCCACCAGAAGAAAACAGCCACCCUGGGCGAGCCGGAAGAGCAGCCGCGUCGGCCCACCCUGCCGGGCAGGCCGCAGUACCGCCGGAAGCCUAUUGGGGGCGCGCGCGCUGCCCGGCCCGGCCCCGGGAGGAGGGGAGAGCGCGGGCGGGGGCGGCGCGCUCGGCGCUUCCUGUUCCGGCGCCAGGAGGAGCCGCGCGCUGUUAGUGCUGGUGUUGCUGGUGCUGCCGCCGCUGCUGCCGUCAGUCACUCCGCGUUCGGUUCUUCGGCACCCGGUUCGCUCGGACCCAUCGUCGCUUCUAGACUUUGCUGCGGGCUCGGAUCUUGCCGGGAGCUCUUUGAGGUACUCCCUUGGUGCCCUUGCUUACUCCAGGAAAAUGUCUGAUGAAUUUUCGUUGGCAGAUGCACUACCUGAACACUCCCCUGCCAAAACCUCUGCUGUGAGCAAUACAAAACCUGGCCAACCUCAAGGCUGGCCAAGUUCCAACCCUUGGAAUAACCCAAGUGCUCCACCUUCUGUGCCAUCUGGACUCCCACCAAGUGCAACACCCUCCACUGUGCCUUUUGGACCAGCACCAACAGGAAUGUAUCCCUCUGUGCCUCCCACCGGACCACCUCCAGGACCCCCAGCACCCUUUCCUCCUUCUGGACCAUCAUGUCCCCCACCGGGUGGUCCUUAUCCAGCCCCAACUGUGCCAGGCCCUGGCCCCACGGGGCCAUAUCCUACACCAAAUAUGCCCUUUCCAGAGCUUCCAAGACCAUAUGGGGCACCCACAGAUCCAGCUGCUGCUGGUCCUUUAGGUCCAUGGGGAUCCAUGUCUUCGGGACCUUGGGCACCUGGAAUGGGAGGGCAGUAUCCUACCCCUAAUAUGCCAUACCCGUCUCCAGGGCCAUACCCCGCGCCCCCGCCCCAAGCACCAGGGGCAGCGCCGCCCGUUCCAUGGGGCACAGUUCCACCGGGAGCCUGGGGCCCACCAGCACCGUACCCCGCCCCCGCAGGAUCGUACCCCACACCAGGACUCUACCCCGCCCCCAACAGUCCUUUUCACGUGCCUUCAGGACCUUCUGGUGCUCCACCGAUGCCUGGUGGCCCCCAUUCUUACCAUUAAGUUAAUGGACGAAGAGAGGACGCUUUGCUUUUUGAAGUACAUGUAUAUGCACAUGAAUAUGCAUAUAUAAAAAUUGCUGGUUUCACUAUUCUUAGAGGGCAUUCAUGAAAGAACAACUCUUGCACCUCUCAGAGAAGAUACCUGCCUCUUGUACUUGGAUGUAUAGUACGUCUGAUGGAUACAGUCAGAUAAAAAUGUAAAAGUAAAUCAUUCAAAUGUGAUUUUUAUUCGGUUUUUAUGGAACGUUAAAGCGAUGAAGUAUAUUGAAUAGCUCUUUGAUACAAUUUGUUUAAAACAAGAUUUCAAUUUGUUUAAAUUAUGAAACCACACACUUAAAAAUCGAAGAUGAUGUGGAUUAUUGUUAGAAUCUGCAACCUCAUUGGCAAAUUAUUUCAAGUAUUUUUCUAUAAUCACUUUUUCCCUAAAUAAACACACUUUGAAAACAAUCACAUUGUCAUAAUUUAAACAAAUGUUGCCUCUCAGCAUCUUGAACUGCUCUGUCUAUAGAAUAAAUAAACCUGGUCCUCUUGAGGUUGUAGUUUGGAUCUAUAUUUUAAAGCUUUUGGUAAUUAUUGUCAGAUGUUGAGUUCAUUAGCCUGGCAGUGCUCAUUUUUAUCCUUGAGCUUUUAGUAAAAACUUUUCUAUGAUUUUGAGUUCUACCUGAUCUGCUUUAUUUUUAGCCAGAUGGGUCACACAGCUCUAAAAUCUGCCAUUUAUGAAAACUUUUUUAUUUUUAAUGCAGGCCAACGUGUGUAAAUUCUUAUUAGAGAAUUGGUCAUCUCUGUAUUGCUUUGGAAUAGAUUUUGAGAUGUCCGUAUUGCUUUGGGAAGAACUCAAAGAAGGAAAUAAUUCUCUCCUUUGUCUUAAACCUCAAGCCAGAGGAAACCCUGGAAAUUGCUUCAUAGUGACAAGUAACUUGCAUUCCCACAGAACACUCUUCUACUCAGACCCUUUCUUAUAGGUCCCUCUGCCUCAGUUCUUUAGAAGGAGCACAUCCUUCAGUUUUUCCCUGAUACGGAAAACUGGCACACUCUAGGAGUCUAUUGUAAACACAUAUAGCAGUUAAGUUUCAAGAACCUUAGUCAUUUAGACAUGACUCUUUGUACAAGUGCGAUCAAAAUGUGUAUGUGUCUUUCAGAGUCUGGUUAAGCUGUGUCAUUGUCUUUUGCAUAGUUUCCUGCAUCUUUUGUAAAGUGCUUAUGGCUAACAGUUCAGUUCUGUGUUUGUUGACAGGUAAAUAGGUAGGAUUGAGUGCCAUCCUUAAAAAUUAUUCUCUAGCUCUAAUACUGAAACUUAUAGAUCUCUGCAUUCCGUUGAAAGUAAGCAGUGUGACUGUCGCUUAAAUUAGUGUUGUUUGUAACCACCGAAAUAUCUCUAAGUCAGAUCCUUAGAGUCUUAGAACUGACUAUGUUAUUUGUCAAAUAACAUUUUGAACCUUUGAAUGUAUCCAUCGGGUUACUAAAAUAUGUCAUGGAUUUCAUGACUAGUCUAGGAGAGAUUUAUGCUGGAGCUCUUGUUUUUGCUUAGAAAUAAAGUAUUUAGUAGUUUUGUUUCUCUUAUAGUUAAAAUGUCAAGAAUGCCAAAUGCUGCCAAUUUAAUGGUUUGAUAGCUACCUCCUUUUAAGAAAGCAAGAUGGUCACCUUUGAGAAGAACAUUCAGUGUUUAAACUCCCUUUUAAGUAGAUGAUAGAGUCAGGCUUUCAGAAUUGAAGCUGAGUUUAGGUAUCUUCAGACUGGGGAAUGUCGUUAGACAGCUCCUACAGAGUGGCACAAGCGGUCUUGUUUUCUUUUGCUUCCUUGCAAGGACAGGCCGCACCAAUCUACAACACUCUUGGAAUCUUUGGUCAGAGCAGCCUCCCAUUUACAAGGCAGUAGCCCUAAAAGGUAUUUUAGCUUAAAUGGUCGGGCAAUAUGUCAGCUAACUGGGGGAUGAGAGGAAAAGUGAGAUAGCGGGGAAGGUCUCUCUCCUGGUGGUUAUUUUGGUUGUGUUAAAAGUUGGGAGAAGUUGACAACUCUGGCUUUAGAUACAAUAUUUAAUGUAACACUAGAGGAUACUGUUUGAUUAAGAGAAGUGGUAGCACGUUUGGGAAUCUGUGAUCGUGGAGUCCAUUUAUUAGAGGAGAAAAUCUGCUAAAGGAUUUGAAGGAACAUGAACGUGAGAUUUGGAAUUACUACCCCCAAUAAAUACAUCAACUUUGCUAGUGACCCAUACUGCCCCAUGUGCCCUAGACAUAACACCUUUUCUUUUCUUUUCAAGGACUUUCCAACUGGUAGUUGUGAAAUUUUUUUAACCUAAGAAUGGAAAUCAAAGGGACAAGAAUUUGCUUUUAUGUUCCUUUUAGUUUUGUAGAGCAUUAUUUCUCAGCUUGCGGGGAGAAUCUUAAUUCACGUGGGUACUCUGGGGACAAAAAUGUAUUCUUAGGUUCAGGGUAAAGUUAAAAGCAGAAGUUGUUCCAGCGGAGGAAUGGGGGGAAAGCACGGGGGGGAAGGUUUUUCUCUUUACAAGGGAAUAAGGUUGCUUUCGAAACCAAUCCUGGUAGGCCGGCAUCAGUUUAGGGAAGAGACUGUUUCUUAGAAAGUUUAUUUGGUCUCAGAAGGGAGUACACAGGAUGGAAUAUGCUGGCACUUGGGCUCUCUCUGAGCAAGAACUUUAAGACAAAUUUGAUGGAGAUAAUCGAGAUGUGUUGAGGAUUAGUGUUUCUGAAGUUGGAAUCUUAGAUUUUGAAAUGUUAAACCGGAAAAUGAAAGUAAAGAUCUUAGGUCCUCAUCACACACGCAGUUCUCAAGAAUCAAGUCUCCUUGGAGGAGUGCUUGAAAUAAUACCUUGGCUUGUCUGUCCUGGGCUCAGCCUGACGCCUUUUCAUGCUUUUGAAGAUGGUGUUUACAACUCAGACUCCACAGCCCUGUUUUGUAUAAAGUAGAACAUAGAUUAUUCAGCAAUAGGCAAUACUUUUCUUUUAAUUACCCAGGGCCCUCCUCCCUUCGUCAGUUUUCCUGUUGUUUUCAGUAGAGAAUGAUAAAAGGGGAGAGAAAAAAGGGGGUGAGUUUUUGGCCUUGGUCUGGCACACCACUACAGCAGAAUAUUGGCCUAUGUCUAGGAAGAAGUCGGUUUUGCCCGUAAAAUUUUAUCUCACAAAUAAUAAGUGCUACCUGUUCAAAAGGACAGCUUUUGAAAUUAUGUGUACAGAAGGACGAAGCUCUACUCAUGUUUCAGUUGAGAUGCUGUGUCUCGUUUGCAUGUCCAUCAGUUGCCUAGACUUCUAAAUGAUUAGUGCCAAUGUCUUCCUCACCCUGAAUAAGUGAGUGCUACAUUUAUAAAAUGCCAGGGUUAUAAACCCUGGACAUUAAACCUAAUAAGCACAGACCUUCAAGUGUUGGUUUUUGAAAAGCAUAAGGUUAAAUUCAGAUGAAUCACGCUGAUAGAGGUACUAUGCAGAGAAAGUGGUGGGCAGCUUUCAGGGAAGACUAAAAUUUAAUCUUGAGCAAUAUUGAGUAUUGAAGGACAGACACUUUUUAUUUUCAGAAUUUUGCCAAGUAAAAUUAAAAUUGCCAAUAAAAUAAUCAGUAUUAAAGAAAUGCCAGGCAAGCUCCUGGCUAGAGAAAACAUCUGAGAACUGCAUUUGUUCAGCACUCAAGUGUCUGAUCCUGGUGCUUUGCCAGCUCCCAGAGCUGCAGAGAAGAAGGAGAAUGCCUGUCCCGUGGAGGCUUACCGUCUAGGGGUAGCAUUUACAGAAUGCAUGAGUACACCCAUUUUUGGUUUACCUAGAUAAACAUGUUUUAGUUUGCCGCUGGUGGAAAUGAGAGGCCAGCCUUUGGACACUUUAAACAGCAAAGUGUGGUGUACCUUUUUUUUUUUUUAAGUAAGAAAUUAAUGUUUCUCAAGAUUGUAGUGUUUGUCGGUGCAACUGUUCACGUGUGCAAAGUAACAGGAGGUUUUUCCUCUUCACUUCUUCCCUGGAUGAAGGCACUUAAACUGCCUGUCACUGGUUAACAGAUACUGAUUGUUGCCAUUAAGUAAACUUGACUUCUUAUGCGUGCUCUAUAAAGGUUUUGUUUUGUUUUGUUUUUGUGUUUUUUAAUAUUGUGAUUUUUAAAAUUGACUUAAUAAUGACAAAUUUGAUGUAUGUAAUUGUCUAUGCAUUUUAAGUUAAACUGCCUAAAAUGUGAUUUGAGACAUAGACAUUUGUUUUGUAUUAUGAACUGUAAGCAAUCUGUUUGAGAUGUUAGGUUUUAUCACCUGCUGCUGUAUUUGUAAACAAAGACAUGUUGCUUUAAGAAGUAAUUAUAAUUAGGAGUAGUCUAUUGAUGUGAUACUUGAUAUUUUUUAAGAUAAACUUGUUUGCUUUUGUGUAUUAUACCUAAAAACUUUUUUUAAAAAAUGUAUUUUCAUGGUUUCACAAGUUUUUCCCUGUAUCUUAUUCUUUAGGCCCAGUUCUGGGCUUCCCUGAGAAGUCCAGAGCCUAAUUAAUUACAAAAUUGUUGUCAUAAAGAAAGAAAGAAAAAAAGGGCCUGAGAUGCUCCUCGGUGUGUGACCUGCAUUCACUAAGGCAUUUAAAUAGGCUGCCUGGGAACGACCUUCUCCAGACCCUCUUUCAGCAACAUGGUGUCCACUGUGUGGGUUUCCUCUUCUCCCUUCAAGGCUACAUUAUUCUUUGUAACCAAGUUAUCUACAGAGUUGGGGAACUUUCCCUCUCUGCCCAACUGCCACCACCCCCGCUUUCUUUUAUGAAAGAUGGUUCUAUUCCUGUGUAACUACUAUGCCUACCGUGAGGGUCACAUUAUCAAACUUGGUAGUUUGCCAUUCCCUUUCCACAGUGGGUUUGCUAGCCUGUCUUGAACCCCGGUGUGGUUGGGGCUGUAAAUGAGUCAUUCGUACAGCAUUAUGCUUUUGAAAGUGUCUUCUGCUUUUUGCCUUAGAAUUGGACAAAGUGCAACAUAAAUUUUUAAGUUGUGUUUGAUGUUUUCUAUCCCUUAAAGGUACCCACCUCAAAUGGAGCUCUGAAGUAGGUAGUGAAAUAAAAGAUCAUUCGGGAGCAA